This is a messenger RNA of Lactuca virosa, 1140 nucleotides long. NCBI's taxonomy places the organism in Eukaryota, Viridiplantae, Streptophyta, Magnoliopsida, Asterales, Asteraceae. The record is from the annotation of a GenBank genome assembly.
UUCACGUGGGCGGACUUGAAAGUGAAGCUCCGAAUUUAACCUGACGGUUUAAUUUGAUUUCACGUCCGUCAAUCGUCCCCCUAAUUAUUAUACGCGGCUCUCUCUUUCAUCAAUUCAUCAUAUGAUCAUUCCUUCCUCGCAAAGGUUUCUCAAAAACCCUAAAAACCUUCCCUUCGUCGUUUCAUCGUUUUCAAAGUCGUCGGAAAUCGAAACCGGAAUCACAAUCUGCAAUCAAACGCACCUCCGUCAAGUUCCCCCAUCGAAUUAGAUGGCUACAAAGCCCCUUACAACUGCUGCAAUAGCAAUGACAGAGAAGAAAAUGGACAUGUCAUUAGAUGAUAUCAUUAAAAUGUCCAAGACUGGAUCCGGCACCCGCACCAAUAAAACCAAGAAACAAAGAGUUCCUAAUAAGAAUCAUAAUUUUACAAACAAUGAUGUUGAAGAUAAUAAAUCUAUGAAGUUACACCGCUAUAUGGACACAAGAUCCUCCCUUAGACAGGGUGUUCUUUCUCAGAGGAGAUCUAGCUUUCAGGGUAACCAAUUCCCUCUAGCAGUUGAAGCUGCUAGAAAAGCUCCUAUUCGCAGUAGAAACUUCAUGCGGAAUCAACCAAUGACUUCAUAUAGACCAAGGGGGGCUAGUGUACAGAAUAGGGGUGUUGCAAAUCAAAAGCAAGUGAAGAAGGUGUCAAACCAAAAGCAAAAGCAAAGGCCUCAGACAUUGGAUUCCUUAUUUGCAAACAUGAAGGAACAAAGGAUGAAGGUUUUAUCUCAAAACAAUAACACAAACACAAGAAGAAGAACAGGUGGAGGUGUUCAUGCCCAGCAAAGGCCAACACCCCCGUGGACCAGAUCAUAUAACUACUAGAAUAAUAAUACUCUUCUUCAUUUUCUAUUCUUCCCCAUACUUUUUCCAUUUCUUCAAAAUAUUGCCACAUCAUGCUUUAAUCGGAAAAAAAAAAAAAAAACUAGUCUUGAAUGUUGAUGUAUAUAUAGAUCUAUUAAAAUGCACACCAGAUUUUGUAUUGGGCUAGUGUCAUGUUUUCGGUAUUUUGGUUAUGUUUGUGUAGAAUGUCAACGAAUGUGGAUUUCAUGUUCACAAAUUCUGUGUUUGAAUUUGUAUUUUAAAACAAAACUCUGGAA